Messenger RNA from Drosophila rhopaloa, 4315 nucleotides. RefSeq names its product phosphatidylinositol 3-kinase regulatory subunit gamma (gene Pi3K21B). NCBI's taxonomy places the organism in Eukaryota, Metazoa, Arthropoda, Insecta, Diptera, Drosophilidae. The record is from RefSeq and is a predicted model, not a curated record. The transcript has 4 exons. The coding region runs from base 185 to 1699 and encodes 504 amino acids. Gene Ontology annotation, cellular component: phosphatidylinositol 3-kinase complex. Gene Ontology annotation, molecular function: 1-phosphatidylinositol-3-kinase regulator activity. Gene Ontology annotation, biological process: insulin receptor signaling pathway; phosphatidylinositol phosphate biosynthetic process.
AAGGUCCUGCUCUCAGCAAGUGGCAUGGCAACAACAGCGCUGUCCAACACUGCACGAUUUCUACUCAAGAAAAUUAUGGUGUGCUGAUAUAUUGUGAUUAAACCCCGAUUUCUGUCGUCCAAAAGUGCCCAUCCGCAUCGCAGGAAUUUCAACUCAUUUAAAAACCGCUAGAAGAGUUACAAAAAUGCAACCUUCCCCGCUGCACUAUUCGACCAUGCGGCCGCAGGCGCCCGGAUCGCUGGUCGAUCCCAACGAAGACGAGCUGCGCCUGGCACCCUGGUACUGGGGCCGGAUAUCCCGGGAGGUGGCCAAGAGUAUCCUGCACGGAAAGCCUGACGGCAGCUUCCUGGUGCGUGACGCGCUCUCCAAAAAGGGCGAGUACACAUUGACCCUGAUGAAGGACGGCAGCGAGAAGCUGAUCAAGAUCUGCCACAUGGAGCGCAAGUACGGGUUCAUCGAAAAAAAUCUAUUCAACUCGGUGGUGGAGAUGAUCAACUACUACAAGGAGAACUCUCUAAGCAUGUAUAACAAGGCGCUGGACAUAACGUUGAGCAAUCCCAUUGUGCGAACCUGCGAGGACGAUGAGUCCCAGCCGCACGGGGAUCUCUGUCUGCUGAGCAACGACUUUAUUCGUACCUGCCAGCUGCUCCAGAACCUUGAGCAGAAUCUCGAGCAGAAGCGAAACUCCUUCAAUGCGAUUCGGGAGGAGUUGCAGGAGAAAAAGAUGCACCAGAGUGUCUUUGGCAAUGCGGAAACGAUAUUCCGCAAUCAAAUCAAGCUCAAUGAAUCCUUUAUGAAGGUCCCGGCCGUCGGCCCGUCAACUGAGGCGGGAGGUCCCGGAGAUGCAAGCCCCGGGUCCGCAUCCGCUGCGGCCAAUGCCAACACCCGUCGGAGUCUGCAGGAGAACAAACAGAGCCUCCUCAACCUGCUCGAAGUGCUUCAGGCCAAGGGACAGGUCCUAAACCAGUACAUGGAAAACAAAAAGAAGGAGGAACUGCUGCUUGAGCGACAGAUCAACGCCCUUAAGCCGGAACUCCAGGUAUUGCAGUUGCGGAAGGACAAGUACAUUGAGCGUCUGAAAGGCUUCAACCUCAAGGACGACGAUCUAAAGACGAUCCUCGAAAUGGGCUUCGACAAGUGGUUGCAGCACUACGAGACAGUGUCAAAUCAGCCCCACAGCAACGAAUCCCUUUGGCUGCUGAAGGAUGCCAAGCGCCGAGAUGCGGAGGACCUUCUGAUAGGAUCGCCACCGGGCACUUUCCUGAUUCGGGCGAGAGAUGCGGGUCACUAUGCUCUGUCGAUUGCCUGCAAGAGCACUGUGCAACAUUGUAUUAUUUACGAGACGGAGAGCGGUUUUGGAUUUGCCGCCCCCUACAACAUAUAUCCAUCGCUAAAGAAGCUGGUGGAGCACUAUGCCAACAAUUCGCUGGAGGAGCACAACGACACGUUGACCACAACGUUGCGCUGGCCCGUUUUGUUCUGGAAGCAAAAUCCACAGCAGAUCUUGGCCCAGUUGCAAGAGGAGAUGGACCUGGAGUACGAGCAGGCGGCCACGCUAAGGCGGCCAAUGAUGGCCAGUAGUGUUCCGAUUCCAACGAGUCGGUCCCGGGAUCACGAUCAGGUGGACGGAUUGGGGGGCCAUGAAACGGAGACUCCUCCCGCCUCCAUUUCACCCUCAAGUUUCAGCACUUCGCAGUAGGAGCCGCGCAUCUAUUGUCCCGUUGAACACGCCCCCAACCUCAGGCUAGCUAUCUAUUUCUCUAAAUCUAGUUUGCUCCAAAGCCCUAACUCUCUCUAUCUCUAGAUAUAAACCCGGUUGCGGUCUAAAUAAUAGCAUUGCAGGCUCUGUUGAAAGCCUAAGUCUUUCUUAAGAAUGCCUUACAAGUCACACAAUUUCAUUUUAGGUUCAAAGUUAAAUCAUUAAGCAAGCAGCUUUCUUUUCGAAAGAAUCGCUUAGCAAGGGCUGUUUUCGAUUACUUUAACAUGUAUUCAAAUUAGUUGUUUAAUAAGCCCAACUGCCAAGAUAAUAUUUUCAACUGAAAAAACGUUCCCUGUCACAACAUUAUCUUCUUACCUUAGAUGUUUCAGCUCUUAGAGUUUCGAUAUUAAUUAAUGAGAGUUCAAAGAAAACCGAAUUACUAGUAAGAGUUACUGUUGCAGUGCUAUUAUUUCGGCCAUUAUCGAGUAUGUACAUCGCCAUAUAUAGGCUACAUAUGCUAUAUAUCUAUGAAUAUUUUUUGUGUGUGAUGGAUGGCGCUGGCAGUCCAACUGUCCCCCGCCUUCCCCUCAGAAUCAGAAGGCUAUAAAAACAGAAAAAAGAAACACAACCGAGUAAAAAUUUGUGGUGAUUAUGUUUUAAUGGCUUGCUAGAAGCUUUUGGUCGAUGAACGAAAAUUUCUAAUUGAGCAAGUAAUCUUAGUAAUAUUACAAGUAUGAUUAAUUUUAUAUACAUACUUAUAUACAUAUAUAUUUUUUGUAAUACUGCAUUUCGCGUGAUAAUUGAUAAGUCAAGCUAUCUGUUGUUGUAUCAGCUCCCUCUCCUGUUUCCCUUAUAAUUAUUGUUAUCACGCUGCGCGUUGUCACAAGGGGCGGGGAAGGAUCGUGAAGAAAUUUUCUGCAUUUCUUCAGCGCAUUUAUUCGUGUUCAUGUAAAUAUUCUAAAAGCGAAACAAAGGAGCAGCCGCUGGCGAAACGUUUGCGAAAUCAGGUUAAGGUUUUGAUAACCGACACCCGCAACCACCUUGCGCCCCACCCCUUGCUCUAAUAUUUGUUGUUAUAUUAUGAUUGAUUCGAAGUAGUUCUAAGUGAAAUCUACGUACGUUUACUGCAUGUGAUCAGUUGAGUGUUGCUAAAAUAGUAAUUUCCCUUAAAUUGUUUUUUUGUUUGGUCAAUAAGAAAGCUUUAACUUUCAUAAAAACAACCACACGUAACACAUAAACACUGAGUUGAAACAAAGAAAAUAUGUACAAAGAACAAAAAUUAAUUCAAGAGAACUUCACACACAAAUACAAAAAAAAACAGCAACAAGCUAAACAAAAACAAAGUGCAAUCGAAAAUGUAAUAAUUAAAUUUUUAAUAUUUAUUAAUUUAUACAAGGAAAGAAACAGGAAAAAAGACAAAUAGUUGCCCAUACAAUAAACCGCUGCAAUAGGCAAAAACGCUGAUUAAGUUUUCAUUUUACUCAACUGAUAUUUAGCAUUUAAAUAGGAAUGCAAGUUUACCCACCUGUUAGGCGUUUUUUUUUAAAUAUUCUUUCCUUAUGAAAUUAUAUUUCAUUAACUACAAUAAACCUCGUUUUUUAUAUUUUUGCCUAAAAUUACAGCUGCAAAAUAAUUACUGCGAAUUUUUUGUUUAACGUUAAAAUUGUUUUUGGGAAUGGGUAUUUUUUUGAUUUCCCUUGUUCUCUUGUGCCACUCUAAUGAUCUAAGCCAGUUGAAAACCUUUCAAGCUUCCUGUUUGCAUUCUCCUUAAAUCGGUAUUGAAUUCGAGCGAUCCACUAACAAGCACACACAAACCCUGGGGCGUUUUUCAGAUAUUUCUAUAUAUAUAUAAUCAUUAGUUUAUACUUUACGUGUAAUUCUUAAUUUAAUUUAUUUAAAUUGUAACUUGUGUGUUUCAUUUUGCUUAAAUUCUAUGAGAUUUUGGCGGAUCUCGUACGUUGUAGUAUUUAUAAGUUUUAAUUUUAGUUUGUAAAAUGCGUUUCAAACAAAAAAUAACACACAAAAAAUAAUAAAAACGAAAACAAAACAAAAAUAAGAACAAAAAGAGAGCAAGUAGCAGAGGAGGAUUAAAUGUAUUCAAAAUAUGAUUGAUCGACAUCAUCAACUAUGAUUGAAAACUGAUAGAAGAUGACUUUUUGCCAUACCUAAAUGUUAAAAGGAAAUAUUUGUGUGUGAAAUUUUCUAUCUCUGCUUCGCGUCUGCAUUAUUGGCGUAGAUCGGAACAAGAAGACUUAAAAAUUAAAACAAUGGAAGGCGACGAAACUAAAUGUGAAACGAAUUGCAAAUUUGUUGUAUUUUUUUAUAUGAAUAUAUUUAUGUAUAUAUAUAUAAAUAUAUAUAUAGAUAUUUACCCACACAUACCUAUUAAAUAUGUAUGCUCUAGAAUGCUAUAUGUUGUAGAUCUUUAAGUGCUAACAGUAACCACAACUGAAACAACAGCAACAACCAUUUUUUGUAGUAGUUUUUUAAAGAGAUGAAAGAAAUCGAAGAAAACAUUGUACGUAUUUGUAUUUGUGUCUAAGAAAAAUGUUCGUAAAUAACAUAAACGAGAAAAAACCAUAAUAAAAUCGAAAGAAAAGCAACAUCUACAAAAAG